This is a messenger RNA of Epinephelus lanceolatus (giant grouper), 5091 nucleotides long. RefSeq names its product neuronal acetylcholine receptor subunit alpha-7-like. Gene Ontology annotation, cellular component: postsynaptic membrane. The record is from RefSeq and is a predicted model, not a curated record. Gene Ontology annotation, molecular function: transmembrane signaling receptor activity; acetylcholine-gated monoatomic cation-selective channel activity. Lineage: Eukaryota; Metazoa; Chordata; Actinopteri; Perciformes; Serranidae. Gene Ontology annotation, biological process: monoatomic ion transmembrane transport.
UUCAUCUCACACACUCCAUCUCCCUCCUUUUCGUCUCUCUCCAGCCUCAUGUUCACACCACCGUCAAGCCGGAGCUGAUUCCCCGUCUAGCCGACACUGAGAGCCCACAGCGGUGGGCACACAGCGGUGCCAGGAUGAAGUUUUGGGGACCAUGUUCGGUUGGAUUUUAUAUUUGUGCGGCCAUGCUUUUCAAAGGAUCCCUGCAGGGAGAACACCAGAGGAGGCUGUACAAGGAGCUGCUCGCUAACUACAACCGGCUGGAGAGACCUGUGGUCAAUGACUCAGCAGCCAUCUUGGUGGAGCUUGGCCUCACACUGCUGCAGAUCAUAGACGUGGAUGAGAAGAACCAAGUACUGAUGACCAACGCCUGGCUGCAGCUGUACUGGACGGACAUCUACCUGAGUUGGAAUCCAGAAAAUUACCCUGGUGUCCAGAACCUGCGAUUCCCUUCAGACCAGAUCUGGACCCCUGACAUCCUCCUUUACAACAGUGCGGACGAGCGGUUUGAUGCCACCUUCCACACCAACGUGCUGGUGAAUGCGUCAGGUUAUUGCCAGUACAUCCCCCCUGGCAUCUUGAAGAGCACCUGCUACAUUGACGUGCGUUGGUUUCCCUUCGACGUGCAAAAAUGCGACCUGAAGUUUGGCUCAUGGACGCACAACGGCUGGCUGCUGGACCUCCAGAUGUUGGAUGUGGACACAUCUACUUACAUACCCAAUGGAGAGUGGGAUCUUGUGGGUGUGCCAGCCAAGCGCAAUGAGCUGUACUAUGAGUGCUGUAAGGAGCCCUACCCUGAUGUGACAUUCACAGUCACCAUGCGCCGCAGGACGCUAUACUAUGGCCUCAAUUUGCUCAUCCCAUGUGUACUGAUCUCUGGCUUGGCCCUGCUUGUCUUCCUUCUACCUGCAGACUCGGGGGAAAAGAUUUCUCUGGGCAUCACCGUGCUGCUUUCGCUAACUGUCUUCAUGCUUCUGGUAGCAGAGAUCAUGCCUGCCACGUCCGAUUCAGUUCCUCUUAUCGCCCAGUACUUUGCCAGCACCAUGAUGAUAGUGGGAAUGUCCGUGGUGGUGACAGUUAUAGUCCUGCAGUUUCACCAUCAUGACCCUCAGGGAGGCAAGAUGCCCAAGUGGGUUCGAGUGGUUCUGCUGAACUGGUGUGCCUGGUUUCUCCGUAUGAAACAACCUGGCGAUGAGCGCAAGCGGCCUGGGUACAAGUACCGUCACAGAUCCCAGCACCACUCCAGCACCAGCUCCAUAGAGAUGGGCACUGUACCAAGCCUCACUAUGCCCCUCUCACAGACAUCCUGCCCGCCUUGCCCCACAGGCACCUCCAACGGGUCCAUGAGCCUGUACUUUGGCAAUUACCACCCGAUAGAGAGCCCACAUUGCCCGCCCUCUAGCGACUCCGGGGUAGCACUAGGGGGACGUGCCCAUGGCUCCCCCAGUGAUGAGGCUGAGCCACCUGGAGGAGUUGGCAGUGGCGUCGGAGGCCUGGGGAUGGGAUCUGGACCUGGGAUGGGAGUCAGCAUCCCCCCGCCAGAGAUCCAGCGCAUCUUGGAGGAGGUGUCGUACAUAGCCCAGCGGUUCCGGGACCAGGAUGAGGCUGAGGCCAUCUGCAGCGAGUGGAAAUUUGCAGCAGCGGUGGUGGACCGGCUGUGCCUGGUGGCCUUCUCUCUCUUCUCCAUCAUUUGCACCUUCACCAUCCUCAUGUCAGCACCCAACUUCAUAGAGGCUGUUUCCAAGGACUUCACAUAGCUGGUUGCAGCAGCAGGAGAGAAUGGGAAGGAAGACGGCACAAACUAGGGUUGAAGAAGAGAUUAAGAAAGAAAGUAAACAAUGAAAGUGCAGUAUGUGGUCCCCAACCUACAGUCUGGGCACCCCAUUGGAUAAGAGUUGGGCCACGCAGUGUUUUAUUUGAAAAAUAAUCUCAAGUAACUCACAAAAGUAAAGGGAGCCUGGCCGCUGUAGCCAGCUGCUGAAUCAUGUUGUUAAUUGAAUCAGUCAGGAAAAAAAAUAUUCAUGAUUGAUGAAUAAAUAAUUACAGAGAUUAUUAUGUUGCAUUAGAUUUUAAAAUUAAGAAUAGAAACACACAUUCAUUGUCCCGCUCUGUCUUGAUGUCAGAGAGAAAUUGUUCAUAUCUCGAAGAGAAAAAUUGUUUGGGCAUGCAGACUAAAGACAAGCGGGGAGGCUAAUGGCAAAAGGUUGGGAAUCACUGGGGCAGUAGAGGAGGGGACUAUAGAUUUUCUUUUUUUAUAUUGAGUAAGAUAUAUAGAUAUAAUAAGGGGAAGAUAAUGCAGCAGCUCAUUUUCUAUACCCCUUAAAACAGUGUAAAUAUCAUUGCUUCAUCUGCACUAUUCAUUUAAAAAAACGGUGCUGUAUGUAACCCUGGAGAAAGGGAGUUGAUUGUUGAGUCUCAUUCACAGGUCGUCAAAUUCUGAUGCUUUGGGUUUGUAGUGGGACUUUGGGUUUGGUAGUGGGACCGAACCACUACUCCUGCUUUUUAUUGCCCUCUACUGGUUUCCCUCUGGGUAGCAAUUUUCUUUUGUUUCUCCCAUUUAUAACAAAUUUUCACAACUUUAUUCCUUUUCAUUAUCACUUGCUGUUUCUGGCACUGCACAACAUUUAUAAGCCCAACAACUAUAAAUGUGUACGGUUUCCUAACCACUGCCGCUUCCUGUCUCUCCCUCCUCUUCCAACCCUUCAGGGAUGGAGAGGGGCACUGGUUGGCGUUGCAUGAGUCAGGCUCACCUGCCGAUGGACGCUUUGGUUGUGUCCGAAAUCACUCACUACUCACUAUACAGUCCACUAUAUAGUGAGUUAGCCAUUUUGUAGUGCUCUAUGAAUGUAGAGUGGGAUUUAUUAUACCCUAUAUAGUGGACUCAAAGUAUCCCACAAUGCACCAUGAAAAGUGGCACACAACCUGCUGUACAUGUUUAACUUAUAAUGACAUGUUACCAGUUUCUUUGCCAUGUAAUAAACUGUCAGUUCAAUGUAAAAUCGACGGUCCUCGAAGAGAAAAAAUAAAUCAGCAACUGAUCUUCAGUGCUGUACAGUUUCUUUACAGAGUAGGGCUAAAAACGCUAGCUAUAAUGUUAGCAAGCUGGGUCGCUACUAGCUCUUAUUUUGUGCCGUAAUGUCAUAAUGCAUAACGUUAUACAUUAAUCAACAAGGCAUUGCAUGACUGACUGGCAAAACAAACUUCUACACAACAAAGUUUAAACAGAAAAUUACAUUAGUAGGACAGGUUGCAAAUACAACAUGCUAAUGUUUUUAGCACAAGUCUAUGGCAUUUUACAUUGUAUAUAUUAGCCCAGUGAUGAGCGGAGAUUUCCUCUGCUCAUAUGGAGCCAGGAUAAAUCAAAAAGACUCAAAAAUCAGCUGUCUUCCUCCAGAGUUACAUACGGCGCCUUUAAGUUACUGUACAGUGACUCACACAGCACCACAGUCCACCUCACUGCCUCCUCUCCAGUUCAUUUCGAUCGUCUGAACUUUUGUUCUCCCAUAUGUACAGAUCCACACUGUCGCUCAGUCUGAGCUCAUACACCAACUGUUCACCUUCUGAACUCUUAAUAAGGACGUCCGAUGUCUUCUGAUGAUGUACCAUCCCUGUGAUGUUAGGUUAGUAACUAAAAUGAGAUGUUUCACUGUGAAUUUUAUUGUUUUUGCUUUCACUUCGAUCGACAUUGAACACAACUUGUUUGCUUUGACACAAGCUUAGAGGCAUUUCCUUUAUUCAUCAGAGUAGAAAUGCUCAUCUAGGAUCACUCUUUUAACUUUGUCUUGCCUGUUUUUAUUUUAGCCAAUAGAAUCUGUAAUGUAGUACGAAUAGUUUGGGACAGUGUUAUAAUGAAACAUGCAAUAUAUUUUAUCAAAAAGCACUGUGUCGACACAGUAUGUACUGGUGUUGACCCAGUGACACAAAAUGCACAGGUGUGUUUCUAAAGCGCAGUCGAAUACUGUGAGUUGAACUGUACAGUUCAUCUUUUAACCAAGUGUUCUGACACCACAUGUUCAAGUCGUUGAUUUUACUGUAAGAAGCAGGUAAAGUGGUUUAACUGCUGUCACAUAAAAAUACCCAUUGUCAUGGACUUUGUUGGACUUCACUGUACAUAAGUGCUCACUGAAGAUGAAGACAAUUUGUGACUGUGACACCACAGACAAUGACAAGAGGCUUGACAGCAAGAAAACUUCACCAACCCAUCUGCCACCAUUUCACUGGAGAAUAUACUGUAGAUUUAUAAAAGGCCCUAUGUGUCCGUGAGUUUCGUCUGUGUUUUGUUAGAGGGAGCUGAGUGACUGAUUCACACUACAAAGUUGUCAACCUCCACUUUUGCCUUCACCUUUAGCCACCUCUUUGUUGUAGCUAAAGUCAUCGAUCUCUUUAUCUCUCUCUCUCUGUCAUUCCAAGUGUGAGUUUUUGGCUCCCUAUGUUAAUAAAAGUCUAUUUAUUCUCUGUACAACAGGCUCUGAACAAAUCUGUGGGGAAUGUGGAGGGAGGGAAAAGCUUGGUUUGGUCUGAGAAGAAACCAGUGGUUUGUUGCUAAUCAUCUGGAAGAUUCAGCACAGCUGUGUGAACAGGUUAGAGCAGCCACACUGCCCGCGUGAGCAGCUGCGGAACAUCUAGAGCAGUGGUUCCCAACUGGUCCAGCCACGAAGUUCACAUUUCUCCUUCAUCAUUAGUUAAAGGCCCACACAGUUUAAUAUAUUAAGCGUCGUACUUUUACGACAUUUGCUGUCUCUGUCACGUAGCUAUCUGUUAGUCACUCACUCUACAGCAGGAAAUGGCACUUCAAAAUAAUAGCUCUGCCGGAAAUUGACUGUACUAUAAAAUACAGUGUGCUUUUUUCAAACUUGGCAUGUUUGCAAGUCAGUUGGGAUCCAUUCAGAAUGGACUUGGGACCCACUUUUGGACUGCAACCCACCAGUUGAGAGCCUCUGAUCUAGAGAAUAGGAGGCUCGCCUAUUUUUCAUGUGAUGUGUGUGGUUUCAGCAAACAGUGUUUUGAUAACCAUAUCAACAUCAUACAACAUUUCACAGUUUCAAUGUCUAUCUGUCACAGACAUGAAAAAAAUAAAAUUUGUUUUUAACUCAA